Messenger RNA from Xenopus laevis (African clawed frog), 1124 nucleotides. RefSeq names its product solute carrier family 39 (zinc transporter), member 2 L homeolog (gene slc39a2.L). The record is from RefSeq and is a predicted model, not a curated record. Bases 123 to 1043 code for a protein of 306 amino acids. Lineage: Eukaryota; Metazoa; Chordata; Amphibia; Anura; Pipidae. Gene Ontology annotation, biological process: zinc ion transmembrane transport; metal ion transport; transmembrane transport. Gene Ontology annotation, cellular component: membrane; plasma membrane. Gene Ontology annotation, molecular function: metal ion transmembrane transporter activity; zinc ion transmembrane transporter activity. The transcript has 3 exons.
AAGAGCGGAGAAGAUUUAUCAGCGAAAGACUUCUUCAGAGACACAACAAUCCUUUCCACAUUGUCCUUCUAGAGUUUUUUUCUUAAGCAUCUCUGAGUCAUUCUUGCUAUUGAAAGUACACCAUGGACCAGCUCAUGGCAGUGAAAGUUGGGUGCCUUGUGGCUCUUCUGGCUCUUACUUUGAUUGUUGGCAUGAUUCCUCCAUUUGUCAGUUGGUUCCUGAAGAGUAGUGUUAACGGUACCUACCAAUUCAUAAUUUGCCUUAUCAGUUCCUUUGCUGCAGGCACAUUCUUGGGUGCUUGUCUGCUUCACGUGGUGGCGGAAGCCCUCUCAUCAAUUGCAACAGAGCUUUCAUAUAUCGCAUAUCCCAUGGGAGAAUUAAUCCUGUCAUUGGGCUUUUUUUUUGUCCUGUUCAUUGAGCGUAUUGUGCUGCAGUAUUACUAUCAUUCCCGAUCCCAGCAAUUGGAUGAAAUCGCUUUACCACCCGCUCAGAACUCUCCAGAAGCCAGCUGCACAGAGAAGCAGGAGCAUCCAGCAGAGAUAAAUAAUGACACUGAUGUUUCUCACAAUCAUAUUCAUUUUAAUCUUCAUUCCUAUUCAUCAUUCCGGUCACUGAUACUCUUUCUUUCUCUUUCCAUCCACUCUGUUUUUGAGGGUCUAGCCAUAGGACUUCAGUCAAACUAUUCCAGUGCUCUGCAGAUUGCAAUUGCCGUGCUUAUACACAAGGGUGUGAUUGUCUUUAGUUUGUCUCUAAAACUAACUCAAAGCAAGAUCAAACCACUUUGGUUACUUGUAUAUGUGAUAACAUUUACCUUGAUGUCUCCUAUUGGCAUUACUAUUGGCAUUAUUGUAACAUUAAAAAAGACCACUAUCAUAACUGUAGUACAGGCCAUCCUAGAAGGCAUCGCCUCUGGGACCUUUGUCUAUGUCACCUUUCUGGAGAUUCUGCCACAAGAACUUAACACUGAGGAAAAACCACUUCUCAAACUUCUCUUUGUUAUUCUUGGCUUCACAGCUAUGGCAGUUAUAGCCAUAUGGGCUUGAUCCGUCUGCCUUAAUCAGCAUUAUGGAAACUGACUGUCGUUCUGUACCUAUCACUAAAUCCAUUAAAAUGUUCUUCUUUGA